Molecule: messenger RNA, 210 nt
Organism: Linum tenue
Lineage: Eukaryota; Viridiplantae; Streptophyta; Magnoliopsida; Malpighiales; Linaceae
Source: the annotation of a GenBank genome assembly
CGAGAAAAAGUAACAAUAUCUAAUAGGACCCUCCAAUGGAAGUGCGUUGAAUCAAGAACCGACAGUAAGCGUCUUUUUUAUGGACGUUUUUUUCUGGCUCCGCUUAUGAAAGGUCAAGCUGACACAAUAGGCAUUGCGAUGCGAAGAGCUUUGCUUGGAGAAAUUGAAGGAACAUGUAUCACAUCCAACGCCCUAUUCAAAGUUAAGUAG